Messenger RNA from Ylistrum balloti, 834 nucleotides. RefSeq lists its product as uncharacterized. The transcript is spliced from 4 exons. The record is from RefSeq and is a predicted model, not a curated record. Lineage: Eukaryota; Metazoa; Mollusca; Bivalvia; Pectinida; Pectinidae. The coding region runs from base 1 to 834 and encodes 277 amino acids.
AUGGCGGAGAUCCCAAACGCUGAGAACAGUCGUACUACAGUACCAACGAUAUACAGCAGUGCAAGUGACCCGUACAACAGUACAAGUGACCCGUACAGCGGUACAAGUGAGCCGUACAGCGGUACAAGUGACCCGUACAGCAGUACAAGUGACCCGUACAACAGUACAAGUGACCCGUACAGCGGUACAAGUGACCCGUACAGCAGUACAAGCAGCAGUACAAGUGACCCGUACAAUAGUACAGUAGUACAAGUGACCCGUACAUCUGUUCAAGUGACCCGUACAACAGUACAAGUGACCCGUACAGCGGUACAAGUGACCCGUACAGCAGUACAAGUGACCCGUACAGCAGUACAAGCAGCAGUACAAGUGACCCGUACAAUAGUACAAAAGACAAGUGAUGCGUUCAGAAAGACAAGUGAUGAGUUCAGAAAGACAAGUAAUGCGAUCAGAAAGACAAGUGAUGCGUUCAGAAAGACAAUGAUGCGUUCAGAAAGACCAGUGCACAGUGAAGUCCACAAGAAGGCUCGCUCCCUAUCACGCUUCCGUAGAGUCAGUCCCACAACCGGAAGUUGUCCCUUUGGCAUCCCUAGAUCCAAGUGCAAUGAGCAGCGAAAACUGCCCAGUAUUUAUAGGGGAAGCCAAAAGUCGGACAACUCCGCAGGUGGAAAUUCCUCAAGAACAAUGGUUGAUCCUGGCGACCCAACCAUAUCAAGAUUCUGUCAAAAUUAUACCGAUUUGGACACAAAAUGCAGAAUCUUGGCGCCAUUUGUUAUUGUGUAUGGGAUAAGUGCUGAUGGAUUGGGGAUGCACAUUCAGUGCAACGACCGUUGA